GCACGGGCUGUCCCCAGCGCUCGGUGUCCCCUUUCAGCGGCGGCCGCGUGUCCUUGAAGCGGCGGCGGCGGCGGUGGCUCCCCGGGGGCUGCGGCGCUCACGGACACUCGCCCGCCGCCCGGAGCCUCCCGGGCACAUGCAGCACGGAGACGAGGCACUUCUCCUCUGAUCCUGCUGAUCCCAGCCCGGGUUCCCCCUUUCCUAGGCACCGCUCUGUUCUGGGAACAACUGGGAGAACUCUGCCCGAUGCCCUCAGAACAUGUCUGAUUGGACAAAUCUGUGGUAUGUCUGGCUGAUCUUGCUGAUGGUGUUCCUGCUCCUGCUCUGUGGGGUCUCAGCGAGCUGUGUCAAGUUCUGCUGCCGGAAGAAAAGGCUCCCAGUGGAGACCUUCCCUCGGCACCCCUGUGACCUGGCAGUGAUUGGCAUUGACAGUGACAGCACUGCCCACAGCACAGUGACCUCAUACAGCUCAUGGCAGUACCCUCCAAGUGUCCAGAUUCCCUUGGUAUUUGUGGAUAUGGAUAAGAACACUGUGUCCCCUCCUGCUUACAGCCUCUAUGCCAUGGACCUGCCACCUUCCUAUGAUGAAGCUGUUCAAAUGGGAAAGCAAGUGGCACGGACAAACCAGAAACUUGAUGAAAUCCCUGAACAGGUGACACCACGUGGGCUGAAUCCCAGCCAGUCCCCACCUGACAGAAUCAACAGAGAUCCAGCAAGACAGGAAAAUUCAGAAGAUUCAGAAGAUGCCACAUAAGAACAGCCACAGGUCUGACUCAGUUCAGAUGGGGAGAAAGUAAGGGAAGGACUGUAAGAGUUAAAGAAGACACGAAGAGUUUGGGUUUAUAAGUAGGUUAUGAUGGAAAGAUAUUUCUUUUCAUGCCCUUGUAAUGAUCUGUCAGAAGAAAUGUUUUCUGUGACUGCUGUAAUCCCCUGGUAAAGCUUCUUCAAGGAUAUGAAAUGAGGUAAAAGGGCAGCAGUUUAAAAAUGCCUGUAAAAGUGGGACGUGAAUGAGUGUUCAUCUUCUGAUAAAAAAAAUUGUUCCUUGUGUCCAGCAAUAAAAAAGGUUAGGAGAAUUUUGCCACCUUGGGAAUACACACUCAGAACAACACAAACAGGAAGCUGUUGUACUAGAACAGAAGUUUCCCAAGCUGGAAUUGAAGGGGGAAUCCCAGCAAGUGACACUGAACAGCCUCUGUAGUUUCUCUUCUUUUGAGAACACAACUGCCCAGGAAACUGCUGAGGACAAAGUGCUGCACAGUGGCUCAUGUUCCUCACGGAGCAGGAAGAUGCCAGGACAGGAGAGUGUGGAGGGAAAUGCUUUGUGUGGUUUCACACCUGCACAAAGGGAAUGAGGCAGAUGAGACACGACACUUCUGUGGUGGUGGUGGUCAUGAGACCACAAGGGAUUGUUUUUCAGGUUCUAUAAAUCUCUCAAUUUCUAUUUUCAAGAUGUGUUGCCUUGUGGGUGGGUUCCCUUUGCUAUUUAUUUUUUCCAGACAAACUACACAUUAAUUCCAAAGAGACACUUGCACAUAUGGUUUGGUAUUAUUGAUGAGAUUCAAAUAUUCAUCAAAUAUUUCAAAGGUGCCUUUAUUUUUUGUUAUCUGCUGAGGUGUCAGAGUCUCAGGCAGCACAGGAAAGAAAAAUCACAGGUUCCUGGAAGCUUUUACCAGUUCAGAACAUGGACAAGCUCAGGAAUGAGCAGGGUGACACAAAACAUGCUUGUGCUGAGCCAUCCAGAAUAAGUUAAAGAUACAAAUACCACAGUAUGAGCUGGGCAAAAGUUCAAAGAAAAUACUCUUAGGAUGGUUCUAAAUGAAGGACUGAUAGAGGGAUAACUGCUGAGCAUCAUUUUAGAACUGGGAGCUCGGAGCUGAUUACAGCAGUAGCAGCACAGACAAAAAUAUGGACUCCAGAGGCAGGGAUUUUAAUGCCAGCUCUUUCCCUUGCCCUUCCAUAUUCCAAAUGGUCCAAAUUUUGUCCACUUCUGAGCAGUGAUUUUCUCUGAAUCCACUUUAGCAAGGUGCUAAUCUGGCUGCUUUAAGAACAUGAGCAAUUGCCAGGGGGGCUCAUUGCUCUGGGUAAGAGCAGCAAGCAAAGCCUGAGCCUCGGUGCUAUUAGUGAAUGUAGCAUAAAUUUAGGUGUCUGUCAUUAACAGGCAGUAGAAGUGGUGGGCACAAAAGCCUGCACAGCUUUUAGAAGACUGUUAUUCUCUGACAACCAUUACUGCAAGAACUGCCCUGGAAAUGAGCACUAAUGAUUUAAAAAUGAAGAUCUCUGCCAGCCACAGGCCCAAGAUGCUGCUGCAGAGUCGUGUGUGAGCUGUCCAUGAGUCUGGCUCCCCAGGGAAGGGUCUCUUCUAUAUUUAACUUGCAUGUAACUUACUAUGAGAGUUGACUGGUGCAACAAAUCUGCUUCUCCUGUGUCUCCUCUCUGUCAUCCUUCAUUAUAUUUCUCCUGUUUUAUUCUUUCCUCUGCUUUUCUUAUCUGUGUCAAGAUGGAGGCUGGGUAUAAGCCAGGGUAACUAUUGGAUGUCUCUGGCUGGAAGGGCAAUAUAUGGCCAGUUCUGGAUGUCUCCAAGUCAUAAAUACAGCAGAUGUAUUUUUAUUUAUUGAACUUUUCCACAGCAUCCAGAACGAAGCCGGAAGGAAGAAGAAGGAAUUAGUGCUGGAGGGAAAUGGCUGAGCGCUCACUCACAGAUAGAGACGGGAACGGAAAGCAGGCGAGUGAAAGAAUCGUGACUGACACAAGAGGGCAGUCCCUGCCUGCCGGCUGCGCUCAGAGCUCCCACUGCCCUGCCCGGCUCCUGCCGCCGCGGCACCCGCCGGCUCCGUCCGUCUGGGCACAGGAGAUGCAAAACCCAGGGAAACCCCAAAUACCUGCGACUUCCUAGGAAUAAAAACAUGAUCUUGUGUUUCCUUUCUAGCACAAGGAAAAGUCUUGUGUUCUGCCCAGUAGUUCAUUAAUUCAGAAAUUGUUAACAGCAAUUACUGCCCCAGUCAGCCCUCAGGAACACAGACUUCCCUCUGCACACCCAAAGCAGCUCAGUUCGCUGUGUAACCUUCACAGUUAGGAAAUUAUUAAGGCCUUUCUUGUGAGUGGCCUUCUCCAGAGCCUGCUAAGGCUGAUGCCAUGAUGGAGUCCUUCUUGCAAUGGAGGGCUGAAGAGAUCCCUCAUCUCUACACAGCUUCUGUUUGAUGGAACAGUUUAGAACCUCACCGUGUUGAAACCUGCAGUUCUCUAUCACUUGGCUUGGAAUUGGUCAGUGGAUGCAGAAGUUAUUACUUGUGAAUUCAGAAGUUAUCAGUGAAUUAUUAGUUGGGUAUGCAGCGUGGAAGGAGGGGAAGCAGGACAUUGUGGGGAAGCAGGAAUUUGUGAUUCCAAAACCUCGCUUCCAGAAGAAACCAGUUUUAAAAAGAACAUUUGGGGGGAGGUUGGUGCCACAGCAGAGUAUAGGCUUGGCCUGAUGCAGGAUCUAAGAAUUCUGAUUUGUCAGACUGGUGGGUUUCACCAUCACUAAAUUUAUUCAAGUCUGAUUAUAUCCACACAAGCCUUGUGACAUCUCUAAGGGAAAAGCCCCUCUCUGUAAUUACCCAAAGUGCAUUUUAAUUGUGAUUUCUAUUUGGUCCUCAGUUUGGCACUGUUCAGCAUGCAAUUUUUCUUCUCUCAUUUGUUCAAAAUGAUCAUUUUGUCAGUUAUUUUCUGCUGUUCUUUGCUGGCUGUGUGAAAGAGCCUGUGCUGGGGAGAUGGACUGCCGAGGCUGGAGCCUCCAUCACUCUCUCCUCUCUCACACAUGCACUCAGCACGAGCACUUGUGCUCAGAAAGAAAAUGCAGCCAUGGAAGUAAAUUUUCUCAAUAAUUCAUGGGCUUUAUAGCCCAGAGCGAAUUAUACCUUGGCUCUGUCAUGAAGCUCAGGCUGCAAAUCCCUUUAUAGCCAAGCUCGUUAACAAUAUAAGUAAAGUGGUACCUCUAGAAAGGCUUUGAUAAUUGAUGCAUUAUAAUCUUUGGAGAGUAUUUAGUGGUAAACCUGCAGCAUCCAGAUUGAGGCAUCAGUGGGGUCUGGAGAGAGGAAAAGUCAGAGAAAAAACAUUUCUUUGUUUGACUUGCAGUUGCCUUUGUCUGCCUCAAACAGCUCAGGUUUGGUUCUUUGUUUUCUAACUCAUUUUGUCUUUAUCAGCUGCAGUUUUUGAGGGAAAAGGAUCACUGCUGCUGCCAGUAUGGAUGAGUGGGACACUGGGACAUGUGCAAAACCUGCUCAUUUAUGGAACAAAAUAUCUCUGCUAUAACCACUCUUCAUACUCUUGGCUGUCUCCUGGUUCUGAUCCUAAUCCUCUUUACCUGUUGUAAAUCUUUUUGCUUAGGGAGACACUGACUAAUUUUGCUGCAAGUAGCAGAGGUUCUUUCCUUCACCCACAAUUAAAAUUCCAACUGUGAGAGAAGCCUUGAAAUCCUUUUCAGCGCAGAUGAUGAAAACAAAGUAUCACAGGGGAAUUGUGCUCUAAAAACUGGAGAAGACAAUAAAUGUUUUAUGAAAUUCUACAUCCUAAGGUCAAACUCAAUGCACAAAAAAGCUUAGGUGCAAACCCACAUUGCUGGUAAAACAUUUUGUUCUGGUCAGUCAAAAUUUAGAAUAUAAAAUGCCAGCGUUGCUCUCUUUUAUCUUACUGGAAGGAAAAAGGGGCCUGUAGAAAAGAAUGCAGACUUUCAAAGAUAUUUCAAUUUUUUUUUUAAAUAAUGAAGCUCACCUUGGGCACUUGGUGAAAGGAGAAAAUCAAUUUCUAUUUCAAACUUAGAAAUGUAUGUGCAAACCUGAAUCUGUAUUAAAGUGCUUAAUUUUUA
This is a messenger RNA of Taeniopygia guttata (zebra finch), 4840 nucleotides long. It is a transcript of the gene TMEM52, whose product is annotated as transmembrane protein 52. The record is from RefSeq and is a predicted model, not a curated record. Lineage: Eukaryota; Metazoa; Chordata; Aves; Passeriformes; Estrildidae.